AUGUUAAGAUUAGCUAUCAAACCUCGUUGUCAGUCGGCUACAAUAACAAACAGACUUAUCCAUUCACAAUGUAUUCAAAUCAGAAACAUCACAACGAAAAACUCUGUCCUUAGAGACAAUAUGUCCAUCAUAUCAGACACUAGGACUUCAACGAUCCAGCCGCCAGACGCAGUAUAUCAACAAUCUUUCCUAAGACCCACCUUCUUAAAGUCUAAUAGUAGACCACAGGAUAAUAUUAGUGCAGAGUUUAAACUAUUCACAGGAACACAGAAUAGUGUGUCGUUGACUAUGGCCGAUAAGAGAGACGUCAUGAGUCUGUGGUCUCUGUUGGAGGCUUGUUUACAAUCAAAUUAUACCGAAAGAUCUUUCUCUAUAUUGAAAUCCUUGUAUGAAAUUGAAUCUCAUAGAAAGACAUUUAUCGACGAUUAUAAUUAUUAUUUUAAUCAUAUAUCCAAGGAUUUUAAAACUGUCAAAGCAAUGAGUGAUAAAUUGCAAAAGGAUUUGACAAUAAAUUUCCCAGAUGUUCAACCAAAUGAUAAAACUGUAGCGAUUUUGCUUCAUCACACGCUGCAGUUAGCUAGGGAAAGUAAAACAAAUAGUAACAAUAUGAAUAAUUCAACAAAACAAAACUUGGAAUUAUUCUUUUCAAUGAGUUCUAGUGGAUUUAAAAAGAUUUGUUCAAAUAUGGAUAUCUUAACACUGGAUGAUUAUAAAAUUUUGCAUUUAGAUUUAGAUAUGAUUAGAGAUUAUCAUAUCCCAGCUAAUAUUAGAGAUCUAGUGACGAAGAUGAGUAAAUCGGUGGAAAAUGUUACUAUGGAGAAAACUGAUGAGACAAUCGAAGAAACACAUCUGAACAAUACAGUGGCAAACACAACUAAUCUUGUAAAUAAUACUAUUGCUACUACUACUACUAGUACUACUAGUGCGACUGCGACUGCGACUGCGACUGCUACCGGUUCAGAACCAUCGAUGAAAUUAGAUGAAGGUGUUAAAACUGUGGAAAAGGAUGCCACUAAAUUGGUGAAUGUUGAUACUCUUGGUAUGAAAGUCAUUAGACAUACAUUAUACGGUUUAUCAUUGAAUGAAGAACAAAAAGAAAAAAUUGCGCAUUUUAAUUUUGAAGAGUCUGAUAAUGUUUUCGAUGCAAAUAAAAAGAAAGCCAUUGAUUUCUUUGACAUGUAUAGGAACUUGAAGACAGAUGAAGAAAGAAAAUUAUUUGAAGCUACUUUAGAAGAUUUGAAUCAAAAUAGACAACAAACAUUAGAAGUUAGAGCUACCGAUGCAGCCAAAGAACGUUGGAAGCAUGAUUUUGAAGAGGCCAAAGCAAGAGGUGACAUAUCCAUUCAGAAAUCAUUGAAUUCAAAACUUUGGAAAUGGUAUACAGAGAUGUUACCAAUAUUGAAAGAAGAAAUCGAUAAUUGUAAGAGAUAUUUAAAUCAGGAUACCGUUACAAAAGCUGCACCAAAUAGGUCAGAUUAUGCUCCAUAUUUAACUUUGGUUGAUCCCGAAAAGAUGUGUGUCAUUGUCAUUCUUGAAUUAUUAAAACUUAAUUCCACUGGUGGUAUCUCAGAAGGUAUGAGAACAGCAAGAGCUGUUAUAUCUGCAGGGAAAUCUAUCGAAAUGGAAUUUAGAUCUGAACAACUCCUAAAGAAUGAGUCAUACCUAUUGAAAGAUAUAAACAAGAAAUCUAAUGAAUUUAAGCAAUAUGUUCGUAACGCCAAAAAGUCAUUAAGAUCAUUGAAAUUAGAUGAAUCCAAGAUUAUAUGGCCGCAACAAAUUCGUGCAAAAGUUGGUUCAGUGUUAAUUUCAAUGCUAAUUCAAGUGGCAAGAGUACCAGUUGAAGGCAGAGACCCUAUCAGUGGCGAAAAAGUCUUUGGAGACGCACCUGCAUUCUCACAUAGUUACCAAUAUCAUAAUGGUGUAAAAUUAGGUGUUAUUAGAAUCCAUCCUGCAUUAAUUCAUCAAUUAAAUGGUGAACGAUUGAUGGCAUCGGUACAACCUCAAUUAUUACCAAUGCUUGUCAAACCUCGUCCUUGGGUUAAUUGGAAGUCUGGUGGUUAUUAUUAUUCUCAAUCUAACCUGGUCAGAACCAAGGAUUCUCCGGAACAAAUGGCAUAUAUUGAAGCAGCUUCAAAAGCUAAUACUAUAGAUAAAAUUUAUGAUGGUUUGAACGUUCUAGGUGAGACAUCAUGGACUGUUAACAAAAGAAUAUUUGAUGUUGUCUCAAAAAUCUGGAAUAAUGGGAAGCCAUUUUUAGAAAUUCCAGGUAUUCAAACAACCCCAGAAUACCUACCUCAACCUGCAUCUGAUGCUGAUCCGUCUGUAGUUAAUACAUGGAAACAAAAUAACAGAGACAUAGCAAAUGCUUUUGCGGCAAGUAGAUCAAUGAGAUGUGACAUGAAUUAUAAACUAGAGAUUGCUAGAGCAUUUUUAGGUGAAAAAUUUUAUUUCCCACAUAAUAUGGACUUCCGUGGGCGUGCAUAUCCUUUGUCACCACAUUUUAAUCACUUGGGUAAUGACAUGAGUAGAAGUUUGUUGAUUUUCUGGAAAGGUAAGAGAUUGGGAACUGAAGGUUUACGUUGGUUAAAGGUUCACCUUGCAAAUCUAUACGGUAUUAAUAAAAUUCCGAUUGAAGGUCGUGUCCAGUUUGUUGAAGAUCAUAUGGAUGAAAUUAGAGAUGCUGUUGAAAAUCCUUUGGAUGGUAAAUUUAAAUGGUGGCAGUCUGCUGACAAACCAUGGCAAACAUUGGCUACCUGUAUUGAAUUAGUUGAGGCUAUGAAGCUUGACAAUCCAGAGGAAUUUAUCUCUCAUCAACCUGUUCAUCAAGAUGGUACUUGUAACGGUCUACAACAUUACGCUGCUCUUGGUGGUGAUAUGGUUGGUGCCUCUCAGGUCAAUUUAAUUCCAGAUACCAAACCUAAUGAUGUUUAUAUGCAUGUCGCUAAUAUUGUUAAAGCAAAUUUACAAAAAAAAGUUGAAACUAACCCUGAUGAUGAGUUCGCAAAGUUCUUCAUUGAGAAAUUAAAUCGAAAAAUCGUCAAACAAACAGUUAUGACACAUGUUUAUGGUGUUACUCUAAUUGGUGCAACUUUACAGAUUGACAAACAGAUCCACGAUAUGAUAGGUGAUAGAACAUUAUCCUUAAAAUAUUCCAAGUAUUUAGCUACAGCUGUAUUUGAAGCUAUUCGUCAAUCAUUCCAAGGUGCUCAUUUAAUUCAAGAUUGGUUAGGAGAAUGUUGUAAUAGAAUUUCUAAAUCAAUAAGAUUAGAUUUAGAUAAGAAAUCCAUUGGGAAAGGCCAGAAACCAGAGUUCAUGACUUCUAUUAUCUGGACAACCCCAUUAAAUUUACCGAUUGUGCAACCAUAUCGUGAAGUCAGCAAGAAACAAGUGAACACGAACCUCCAAACUGUUUUUAUCAGUGAUCCAUUUGCUGUUAAUAAAAUCAAUGCACGUAGACAGAAGGCUGGUUUCCCACCUAACUUUAUUCAUUCUUUGGAUGCUUCUCAUAUGUUAAUGUCUGCCACCAAAUGUAGAGAGGAUGGGCUAGAAUUUGCAUCAGUACAUGAUUCAUAUUGGACCCAUGCUUCUGAUAUUAUUACAAUGAAUAAGAAUUUAAGAGAACAAUUUGUUGCAUUACAUGAAGUUGAUUUAAUUGAAAGGUUAAAGGAUGAGUUUGAUGAAAGAUAUAGAAAUUAUGUGCAAAUAUCUAAAAUUCCAAAAUCCAGUGAUAUGGCGGCUGAAAUCAUGGCACAAAAAGAUAAAAUGGCUGCUAAAUUAGGAAGAGCAGUCACAUAUGCAGAUGAACUAAAAUUUGAACAAGAACGUCUAGCACUUUUGAACUCAGAGUCGGAGGAUGAUGUAAAGAUAGGUGAAAAGAUGGUUACUACAAUUUCUUUGGCGAAAGGUAGUGAAGAUCUAUUUUCAGCUAAAGAGAGGAAGGGUGAUAAAAACAUGUUGGUUAUCUUAACAACUUUGGAGUUACCUGAAAUUCCAGCAAAGGGUGAUUUUGAUGUUGCCAAUGUUAAGGAUAGUACAUACUUCUUUUCAUGA
Messenger RNA from Maudiozyma barnettii, 4050 nucleotides. It is a transcript of the gene RPO41, whose product is annotated as DNA-directed RNA polymerase. Gene Ontology annotation, cellular component: mitochondrial DNA-directed RNA polymerase complex. Bases 1 to 4050 code for a protein of 1349 amino acids. Gene Ontology annotation, molecular function: DNA-directed RNA polymerase activity; mitochondrial promoter sequence-specific DNA binding. NCBI's taxonomy places the organism in Eukaryota, Fungi, Ascomycota, Saccharomycetes, Saccharomycetales, Saccharomycetaceae. Gene Ontology annotation, biological process: mitochondrial transcription. The record is from RefSeq and is a predicted model, not a curated record. The transcript has a single exon.